GGAACCUGUGCCUAACAUUCAGACCUCUGAAAACUUCGCAACUGUGAAGAUAGUCAUUUCUUCUACCAACAUGAAUCUACUAUUGGUCAACCUGCUGCUGUUUUCGAUUGUUAUAACGAGUGACGCAAUAAUAGGAAACAUUACUGUCCGAGGAAGAUUGAAUGCUUGUGACGAGUACGAAUGUAGUCGAAGCUGUCAAGGUUCGGGAUUUGCAAGUGGGGAAUGUAAAUGGAAAAUGUCGCGAAUGCGCUAUGUGUGCCGUUGCAUUAGAUUUCCAAGGCAUGGUGGGAUGUCAGCAUGAGACCGGGAGCCAUGGAAAUGAGAUAU
Messenger RNA from Cylicocyclus nassatus, 327 nucleotides. The record is from the annotation of a GenBank genome assembly. Lineage: Eukaryota; Metazoa; Nematoda; Chromadorea; Rhabditida; Strongylidae.